AUGAAGCCAGAAGGCGGUAACAUACAAACUGGUAAUAUGUAUGGUAACGGUAUUGACAUAGAUGGUUGUAAUAACUCUGAUAAUGGUCAACUAGAUAUCACCUUAAGAAGCCCAGUAUCUCCAAAAGGCUCGUGUUCACUUCAAUCACAUCAAUAUGUACGUCUAACAGAUCAAAUUCGAAAACGAAUAUCAAAUAAUGAGCGUUGGUGUUCAUUAGAAUUUUUUCCACCGCGUACACCCUCGGGUGCUGCUAAUCUCAUCGGAUGUUUUGAUCGUAUGGCUAUUGGACAACCACUAUUUUGUGAUAUUACUUGGCAUCCAGCAGGUGAUCCAGCGGGAGAUAAAGAGACAAGUUCAAUGAUGAUUGCUAAUACAAUGUUAAAUUAUUGUGGUAUUGAUACAAUGCUUCAUAUCACAUGUUAUGGUGCGCGAAAAGAAUCCAUGAUGGAAUAUUUAAAAAAAGCAAAAGAUUUUGGUAUAAGAAAUAUAUUGGCAUUACGUGGAGAUCCUCCUCUCGGUGAAGAAUGGGAUCCGAAAAAGACAGAUUUUCGUUACGGUGUUGAUUUAGUUAAAUUUAUUCGUCAACAUUUUCAAGAUUAUUUUGUCAUUUGUGUAGCUGGUUAUCCACAAGGGCAUCCAGAAGGCUCCUAUGAUGAUGAUUUACGUUAUUUAAAAGAAAAAGUAGAGUGUGGUGCCGAUUUUGUUAUUACACAAUUAUUUUUUAAGGCUGAAACAUUUCUAAAAUUUGAAGCUGAUUGUCGUGCUAUUGGUAUUAAGUGUCCAAUUAUACCCGGCAUAUUUCCAAUACAGGGUUAUUCAAGUUUACGUAAUAUUGUUCGACUAGCAAAAUUAGAUGUACCAAAAGAAAUUGUCGAAUGUAUGGAACCGAUUAAAGAUAAUGAUGAAGCAAUAAGAAAUUUUGGUGUACACGCAUGUUUACAAUUAUGUACAUCAUUAUUAGACUCUGGUAUUGUCAAUGGUCUACAUUUUUAUACGUUAAAUCGUGAAUAUGCCACAAUACAAGUGUUGAAACAGCUUGGUUUAUGGAUGGAAGAACCACCAUUAAGAGCAUUACCAUGGAAAAAGACGACAGCAAAUUAUACACGUUCAAAAGAAAAUGUACGUCCGAUAUUUUGGAGUAUUCGACCAAAAUCUUAUGUUCAUCGAACAUCAAAUUGGAAUGAGUUUCCCAACGGACGUUGGGGACUUUCAUCGGCACCGAGUUUUGGUGUUAUGACUGAUUAUCAUUUAUUCUACUUAAAAAUUGAUGCAACAAAAGAUGAACUACUUGAAGAAUGGGGCCGAGAAUUGACGAGUGAACAAGAUGUUUGGAAAAUGUUUGCUUGUUACAUUGGCGGUGAAAAAAAUCAAAAUAAUAAAAUAAUAAAACACUUUCCAUGGACAGAUGAGGAGUUGUCAUUAGAAACAAAAUUAAUUCAAAAUAAUCUUGUUGAAUAUAAUCGUCGCGGUAUUUUAACAAUUAAUUCUCAACCAGCCGUGAAUGGAUCACCGAGCACUGAUCCUGUUGUUGGAUGGGAUAAGUCUGCCAAAUGGAUAUGUGCCUAUUUGGAAUUCUUUACCAGUGCGAAAAAUAUUCCUGCAUUACGUGAAGUACUACGAAAAUUUCCAUCUGUAAAUUAUCAUUUUGUUAAUAAAUCGGGCAAUGAUAAUGAAGCGAAUGCUGAUGAUGAACAACCGAUUGCCGUGACAUGGGGAUGUUUUCCGGGAAAAGAAAUUAUUCAACCGACUGUUGUUGAUUCAAUUAGUUUUAUGAUUUGGAAAGAUGAAGCUUUUGGUUUGUGGAAUGAACGAUGGGCUAAAUUGUAUGAACCAGAGACAAAAUCACAUGAAAUAAUUGAAACAGUGGCUAAUAAUUAUUACUUAGUUAAUCUAGUGGAUAAUGAUUAUGUUAAAGGAUCGUGUCUAUGGGCGGUACUUGACGCAAUGUUUGAAUAUCAGAAAAGUGAAGAAAAUUUGACAUCAUCUAUUGUUAGUUAA
Molecule: messenger RNA, 1998 nt
Organism: Didymodactylos carnosus
Lineage: Eukaryota; Metazoa; Rotifera; Eurotatoria; Philodinida; Philodinidae
Source: the annotation of a GenBank genome assembly